GCAUUUAGAAUAAGCAUGGCGGUCCCUGUAAACAACAGCUCCGGUUGUUGGAAAGUUCCUGACGUUCACAAACAUCACGAACAGCAGAAAGUUUGCAUUUCUCGACCAAAGUAUCGAGAAGGAAGAAGAGCUAAAGCGGUUAAGGUGUACACCAUUAACCUAGAGUCCCGUUUCCUGAUGGUACUGGGAGUCCCAGCUAUCGGUGUGAUGACGGAGCUGGUCCAGCUGUGUGCCCUAUAUGGUGUUGUGGAGGAGUACAGACCUCUGGACGAGUAUCCGGCUGAGGAGUUUACAGAAGUCUACCUCAUCAAGUUCCAGAAGCUAACCAGCGCCAGAGCAGCCAAACGCAACAUGGAUGAGAAAAGCUUCUACGGCGGUGUGCUGCAUGUGUGUUACGUCCCAGAGUAUGAGACUGUAGAAGACACCAGGCUAAAGCUACAGGACCGGAGGGGUUAUGUUAUGAGAGCAGCUCGGAGCAGAGCAAAAGCGGCGCACAGCGAAGGCUCCGCAUCAUCGACGACUGCAUCAGACAUAAACGUCAGACACGAUCAAACCUCUAAAAAAGAAUGUGCAGAGGAUGCUUCAAACCACAGCCAACAUGCAGAAUUCCCUCCUCUCCCAUUACCUCCAUGGGAGCAGCAUCCCUUUGGACAUAACAGUCCACAUGGGAUCUGCGCACAGGAGGACAAAAUGGGAACUUUACAUGAUGCCAUCAUAAACUUGAAACAGCCCCAAGUGGAAAAGUUAAGCGUUAACCAAGCCUCAGAGAGAGACCACGACACAGAACACAGACUGACCUCAGAUCAGGCUUCAGCAUUCAGGUUUCUCCCAAGGUCCUCGCACUUGGAGAUCAGGAAACGCAGAAUGGAAGAGGCUUCCGAGCAGUCGGCAAGUGUUUCUGGAGGAACCGAGACCCUGAUUGGACCGAAAUUACCAGAACCACCUAAACUGGACAUGAAUGAUGACUCGUUGAACACAACUGCCAGCCUGAUCAGGAACACAAUGAAACAGGUGGGAUCUGCUCCGGGUUUCAAAGCUGUUGAGAAAAAGACAAAACCACGUCGUCGGAUAUGAUCUGGACAGGUGUCUAGAUGGGAGUCUUGGAAGAAAACCGACGCUCCCACUGCUUCGGAAAACUGUUUAUCUCAUCGGCUGUUGUAUGCUAUGAUACCAACCUGUAUAAAAAAGGUUAAAAAAACAGCUAUUAUGUAAAGAGUGCACAAAUUUACAUUUAGAAAGCUAAAGAAAUACUAAUACUGUGUUUCCUAUGUGCAUGUUGCCGUGGCGCGCCACUACGGCAAAAUAAAAGCUGCCACACCUUCAGAAGUAAACAAAAAAAAAAACUUCAAACAACGUACCUUCAGAAACAUUUUUUUUGGAUAUACAUUAAAACAAUAACGAGACAUAUAUAGUCUAUAUUUGUGCAUGUGUACUAACCAUAGUCACAGUUUAAAAUAAAUUUUAUUGCAACAAAACUUUAAACUGCAGUUCAAAAAGAUCUACCGACCGCUAAAUUAGCGAGGGCGCACCGGUGUGGUGAAGUCACCAGAGGACAAAACAGGUGAUGCGCUUCGCUCCGCAGCAGCAAAACGCAUCGGGCACAAAUAAAAGACAGGAAGCAUAAAAAGGACACGAGUCGACAUAAACAAUCGUGUGUUAUACGUGGAGACACUGAGAAUGUUACUGUCGCCGUGCUCAGGACACCGCUCUGGUGCGCGCCAACCAUCAGGAGGUGAGCGAAGGAGAGACAAGUGGAGAGGCAGAACAAGGACCAGCAUGCAUAAGUGAGCAUGAUGAGGGAGAGAGCAGCAGGGAAGCGGUAAGAGGGAAGAAAAAAGUCAGCACGGAGAAUCUGGCUGGGACCCAAAAUGGACAGAAAUCAAGUUCCGCCCAUGGCUGUAAUCAAGGUGGGAAUCAAGCAAUACAAAUUAUUUCAAGGUAAAUAUAUUUUUAAAUUUUUUUAUUUAAUUGUAAUUAAACAAUAAGCUGAUUUACACACCUGCGAUGGACUGGCUCUCUGUUCAGGGUGGCACCAGCCCCCAACCCCCCACCCCCGCGACCCUACAUGGACAAAGCGGGUUCAGACAAUGGAUGGAUGGAUGUUUUACACACACCUGCAGGAAUGUUCAUCGAAAAGCAUACUGCUCGUGUCUCAGAGCGACCGUCUCCGCACGUCUCUCCACCACGGUUUAUCAAAAUCGUAGAGGAAACCCUGAGCAUGUUAUUUUAUCUCACACUGUCAAUAUUUUAACUGCUAAAACUUUCUGCAUAUUAGGAAAAUCUUGAAAUCCUUCACAUGGGUGCAAAUUUACCACCAAACAAAUAAAAUGGUCACAAAAACAUUAGAACAGUACUAAUUAAAGAAAAAUAACAGCCCAAAAUAGACUUUUACAAAAACAACAAUUAUAUUAUCAUCAAUAUAUAUGUGUAUGUGUAUAAAUAUAUAAUACAUAUGUGUAUGUAUGUAUAUA
Molecule: messenger RNA, 2471 nt
Organism: Nothobranchius furzeri (turquoise killifish)
Lineage: Eukaryota; Metazoa; Chordata; Actinopteri; Cyprinodontiformes; Nothobranchiidae
Gene: rbm48
Product: RNA binding motif protein 48
Cellular component (GO): nucleoplasm
Molecular function (GO): nucleic acid binding
Source: RefSeq, a predicted model, not a curated record